CGACAUUUUUCUUCCUCUUCUUCUACAUUCUUAUGGAUGCUUUGUUACUUUAUGAUUCUGCUUCCGAUGAAGAUGACAAUGACGAUAAAACUACAACAAACAAAAAUAGAAAACGCUCUUUUCCUUCUGAUCAAUUAAAACUACCGGUGAAAAGACAAGCUUUACCACAAUUACCUUCUUUUUUUUCUCCAAUUCACAAGCCUUCUUCCUCUUCUCAAGAUCAUCAAGGAAGGACUCGUUCAAAACCAGCUCUACUUGACAGUUGGCCAACUCAUGUUUAUAUCCAAAUUCCAACAUGUGAACAAAUACAGACAAUAUUAGGUAGAGUGACAACCCAAGAUGCUACUAUUCAUUCCAUGAUUUCGAAUGAUAACAGUUUUCAUCUCAGUUUGACAAAAUGUCUUUAUCUCAAAGAACAUCAGUUGGAUGGAUUUGCUGAUAUGAUACAAAAACGACUAGGAGAUACUUCAAGGUUUACUAUCUCAUUCGCUCAAUUAUCUUUACUCACCAAUGAAGAAAAUACAAGAUCAUUUUUAACAAUUGAAGUUGGAUCUGGUUACAAUGAGUUGAUGAAACAAUUGAAACUAGUAGAUCAAGUCGUCAAACAUUAUGGACAACCUAUAUUUUAUGAGCCUCCAAGGUUUCACGCAAGUAUUGCCUGGUCGCUAAAGAAAGAUCCAUUGGAAAACAUCAUCCAGAAUUCUCCUGAACAACUAAUGAAGGAUUUAGCUUAUAUAGAAUAUGAAGUAUCUAGCGUUUUUAUUAGAAUGGGAAAUAGAUUAGUGAAGAUCAAGUUACGAUAAUGAAUAAAAAUUUUUUUUUUUUUUUUAUGGUUGCAUGAUAUUUUCUUCAGGAUUUCGCCUGCCAGCGGCAGGAUGGCGG
This is a messenger RNA of Halteromyces radiatus, 882 nucleotides long. RefSeq lists its product as uncharacterized. The record is from RefSeq and is a predicted model, not a curated record. Gene Ontology annotation, cellular component: nucleus. The transcript has 7 exons. Bases 33 to 803 code for a protein of 256 amino acids. Gene Ontology annotation, biological process: U6 snRNA 3'-end processing. Gene Ontology annotation, molecular function: 3'-5'-RNA exonuclease activity. NCBI's taxonomy places the organism in Eukaryota, Fungi, Mucoromycota, Mucoromycetes, Mucorales, Cunninghamellaceae.